AUGAUCGUGAGAAAAUCUUUGGAAAAAGCUUGGUUUUCACUUUUGCUCAUCGGUUUUAUAUUCAUCGGAGUUUUUAGAAUUUUCGAAGAUCCGGAAAAAAAAUUUAUAAGGGAAAAUGGAUUUACGGGGAAAACGACGGAAACGACGCCAUCUUUUUCGUACACGAAAGAAUACUACAGAGUGACAAAACCGUUAAAUUUAGCAAGGAACGGUACGGGAUUUAGCGAUCACGUGUUGUUUUUUAACAGAGUGCCAAAAUCCGGAAGUGAAAUGUUGGUACUACUGCUGCAGUGGCUUCAAGGACCGAACGGUUUCAGACACGUUAGAUUACCCGGAAGUGAAAAAAGGAGUUUGUCCGUUUUUGAACAGGAAGAACUUGUGGAACAGAUAACAAAUACGGAAAAAGCGGAAGCCGUACCUAUUUCCUUUGACCGUCACGUUUACUUCAUUAAUUUUACAAAAUUUGAUAAACAAUGGCCGAUAUAUGUUAAUUUAAUACGAGAUCCAGUCGAAAAAGCAAUUUCGAGAUUUUAUUAUGCGAGAGUGACGCCGGAUAUUAAAAAUCCAGACGUUCGAUACGCUUUAUCAAAAGGUUUGAUUCCAUCAUCGAAAUCUCCAGAUAAAAAAUUUGAAAAUUUCGAAGAUUGCGUCAUGGCAUCCGAUCCUGAAUGUAAUUUUAUCACCGGUAAUAAUUACGAUUUGGCCAUACCUUAUUUUUGCGGACAAGAACCAAAAUGUCGUAUUUUAAAUGACGAAUGGGCUUUGAGAAAAGCCAAAGAAAACGUUGAAAAUUAUUUUCCAGUCGUUGGAAUAUUAGAAGAAUUAAAUAUGACAUUGGCAGUUCUGGAAUCAAAACUUCCCAUGUUUUUCAAAGGAGUUCAAAACGUUUAUUUCAACGAAUUACUCGAACCGCAUAAAAAUAAAAACAAAUGGAAACCUAAACCGCCACCGUUCAAUCAAUUCGUUAGAAGUCAUUUAAAAAAUCAAUUAAAUUACGAAUACGAUUUUUAUUAUUGGAUAAAAUCAAGACUUAAAAAACAAUACGAAAAUAUUAUUAUUAUUAAUAAAAAAUUUAAACAAAAAAAUUUUAAUAGUAAAACCGGAAACGGAAAUCAUUCUGAUCGUCUUUGUUAA
Molecule: messenger RNA, 1134 nt
Organism: Pediculus humanus corporis (human body louse)
Lineage: Eukaryota; Metazoa; Arthropoda; Insecta; Psocodea; Pediculidae
Product: Uronyl 2-sulfotransferase, putative
Exons: 6
Coding region: 1-1134 (377 amino acids)
Cellular component (GO): membrane
Molecular function (GO): sulfotransferase activity
Source: RefSeq, a predicted model, not a curated record